AUGCCCCGCUGUUUGUUUCUUGCAUGGAGUCGCCCUCUUUGCACGCUCUUCGCGCCCCCUUGCCCCUCUCUGUCACGCUCUGAACCCCUCCUGGCGUACAGGGCGCAUGACGGGCAGAAGAGGAAGAGUGGAGAGCCGUACAUCAUUCACCCCGUGGAGGUCGCCCGGAUACUGGGGCAACUGGAGAUGGACUGGGAGACGGUGGUGGCGGGGCUGUUGCACGACACAGUGGAGGACACGGACGUGGUGUCCUUCGAGCAGAUCGAGGCCUCCUAUGGGCUGGCUGUACGGCGCAUCGUGGAGGGCGAAACCAAGGUGUCGAAGCUGGGCAAGGUGAAGGAUGGUAGCAAGGCAGACGUGAAGGCAGACGAUCUGCGCCAGAUGUUCCUCGCCAUGACAGAGGAGGUCCGUGUGAUUAUAGUGAAGCUGGCGGACAGGCUACACAACAUGCGCACGCUCACGCACAUGCCGCCUCACAAGCAGAAGUACAUCGCUAUGGAGACCCUCAGCGUCUUCGCUCCCCUCGCCCGCCUGCUCGGCAUGUACCACAUCAAGACGGAGUUAGAGGACCUCUCAUUCCGGUACGCGUACCCUGAGGAGUACCUGGAUGUGUCUGAGCGCAUGCUGCACCUCUGCACGCAGCAACAAACUGCUCUGGAUGAGGCACGUGUAAUGCUAGAGGAAGCAAUGCGGAAGGACAAGUUUUUGGAUCUCAUGACUUCAGGGGCGAGGGUGGAGACUCGGUGCAAGGAACCGUACAGCAUAUUCAAGAAGGUGGUGGAGACUGGUGCCAAGGUGGAGGAGAUUCACGAGAUCUCUCAGAUCCGCGUGGUGCUCUCCAUGGAUGAUGCUGAUGAUCAGCCUGACAGCAGCUCGCGCAACAUUGCGCAGCAGGUGUCCUACCAUGUGUUGGGCCUCGUGCACGCCCUCUGGCGCCCUCUCCCAGGCACUGUGAAGGACUACAUAGCAACGCCCAAGCCGAACGGGUAUCAGAGCCUGCACACCACGGUGCUGCCGCUGGGAGCAUCCUCUCUCUUCCCCGUGGAGGUGCAGAUCCGCACCGACCACAUGGACAAGCUUGCCGAGUGGGGUAUCGCUGCUCACCACACUGGCCGCCACCCCCACCUGCUGCUGCACGGCCAGCAGCAGGAGGGGCAGGCGCAGCAAGGGCAGAAGGGGAAGCAGGAGGGACAGGGGCAGGUGAAGCAGCUAGCUGAUGGGUCGGAGGAUCUAGCUGGGUUGCUUCUCCCAGGCUUGGAUUACUCAACCACAGAUGAUUCUGAGGGGGAUAGCGACAGCUCAGGAAGUGACGACGAGCCGGGCCUUCCUCCUCUUGCCUCUACCAUAAGCAGCAUUGCGGUGUGCGGGGGGGUGACUGAGACACAGAGCAGCUGGAGCAACGACGCUGAUGUGGCGCGGCGGGUGAGCUGGCUGAACUCGAUUCGCGAGUGGCAGGAGGAGUUUGUGGGGUCAAUCAGCGCGCGGGAGUUUGUGGAUACGGUCACGUGCGACCUGUUUGGGUCACGGAUCUUUGUGUUCACGCCCAAGGGGGAGGUGAAGAACCUCCCCAAGGGCGCCACUGUGAUUGACUACGCGUACCACAUCCACACUGACGUGGGCAACCGAAUGGUGGCCGCCAAGGUGAAUGGCAACUUUGUCCCGCCCACGUAUGCCCUGUCCAAUGGGGAGGUCGUUGAGGUCCGCACAUACAAAGGCGGGUCUGGUGGUUCCCGCAAGGGCUUCAAGCAGCGCCAACAGUGGCUGCAGCACGCCAAGACAAGGAGUGCCAGGCACAAACUCACAAAGUAUUUGCGGGAGCAGGGUGCGCUGAAUUCGCAUGAGAUCACGGCAGACAGAAUCAACGAGUUCCUUAUAGACCUGCAAUCCGCUGACGCCCGCACUGCAGCUAGCAGCAGCCGCAGCAGCAGCAGCAGCAGUAGUGGUAGUAGUAGUAGCAGCAGCAACACUGCCACAAGCAGUAGCAGUGGCGGUAGCAGCGGUGGUGGCAGCAGCAGCGUCAUGUCUGGCAAUAACAACGGAUCGGCCACUUUGCCUCUUAUUUCGGAUUCCCUUGUCCCCACCAGCCAACCCACUCAAUCACCCUCCAUACAGUCACCAUCAACAUCACUCCCAUUCGACUUGUCCCCAUCCACCACCCGUUCAGCCUCCCCUCCCCCUCGUUCAUCCACACCAUCCGCCACAACAGCUGUUCCCCAGACUCCCACCAAGGAGAGGCAGGGGCGAUUGGCAGUGGGAGAGGGAGAAGCAGGUACAGGGUCUAGAAAGGGGCGCUCAGGCGAAGUGGGGAGGAGCAUAGAUGGUACCGUGAGCGGGAGAGAGGUGGGAUUAGGAAGGGUUGAACCGGGGGAGGUGGGAUCUGAGACAGGGAUGGCUGGAAGAGGGUAUCCUGCUGGUGAAAGCAGCUCAGAGGGUUUGCGGUUUUCUGACGACGGGGCUGCUGCUGAUGUGGCAUCCGCACGGCUGGCGGCGGGCGAUGCUGACGUGUUGCUGGCUAGUGCUGAUAUGGAGCUGUUGGAAGGCAGGAGCAGAUAUGACGUGGACGGGAGUGGUGGUGCCGGGGUAGGGAGCAGAGAGGAGGGGGUAGAUGAGCUAGUAUCACGGCUAUUAGAGGGGGUGACAGGAGAAGCAAGGCUGGAUGGAAGUGGGGGUGGUGGAGAGGCGAGUGUGGUGGGAAGAGAGAACGGAGAAAGUAACGGUGUGGCUCGUCCACAGGCAGUGGGCUCUUCGCCACAGCCACGUGACAAGACGGGAGGGUCCGCAGCAGCAGCCGCACCAGCAGUAGCAGCAGUAUCGGAGCCAACAGCAGCAGGUCCCCAGGCAAUGGCAGCAGAAGCAGCAAGAGCUGCUGCUGGGGCUGAAAGCAUAUCAUUAGAGCCAUCAGUGGCGUCAGAGAGAGGGAGGGCGUCAGAGGGAGGGGGGGCGUGUGUGGAUGCGUUUGCGGAGUUUGAGGAGUGGCAGACGCAGACCGUUGCCAUGUGGCAGUUCCUGAGUGGCCGCAGAAAGGUGGUGCUGUGGCUGGCAGUGCAGUGCUACGACCGCACAGGGAUGCUGGCGGAAGUUUCCAAGAUAGUGACGGAUUCUGGCCUGCUCAUCUGCACACAUGCGGGGCGCACCAAUCAGGAGGCGGGCACAGGAGUUAUGUUAUUUGAGGUUGACGGAUUGGACCCUCAUUUUGUACGUGCAACGCACACACUCCAUCUGCUUUCCCCACCGCCUCCUCACCAGUAUCUCCACCCUCCCCAACCCACACUCUCUCCCUCUCCUCUUUCAUCAUUAUGCCUUAUCCAUCUCGCUCUCCCCGGCUCAUUGCAUGACCUCUAUUUAUGGUGA
Messenger RNA from Closterium sp. Naga37s-1, 3351 nucleotides. Lineage: Eukaryota; Viridiplantae; Streptophyta; Zygnematophyceae; Desmidiales; Closteriaceae. The record is from the annotation of a GenBank genome assembly.